GAGAGAGCGAGAGAGAGAGAGAGAGAGAGCGAGAGAGAGAGAGAGAGCUGAACGCUGAACUUGAGACCGUGUCUCGGUCACGUCUCAAGUGCCUCUCACUUUUCUCAAUUUUACUAUUGAGCCGUUUAUUUUGAUUUACCGCCUUCGGAUUACGCUGAAGAUAAAAAAGUAUCCCGAAUUUCUCUUCGAGUUGCGUGAGAGACUGCGCAAUAGAGGAACGCCUAACUGAAUUCAACAUGUCAAUUUUACCGUUCACUCCGCCGAUCGUGAAGAGGUUGCUGGGCUGGAAGAAGGGAGAGCAGAACGGACAGGAGGAGAAAUGGUGCGAAAAAGCCGUCAAGAGUCUGGUGAAGAAGCUGAAGAAGACGGGACAACUGGACGAGCUCGAGAAAGCCAUCACAACUCAGAAUGUCAACACCAAGUGUAUCACCAUACCACGAUCACUAGAUGGUCGGUUGCAAGUAUCUCACAGAAAAGGACUCCCUCAUGUGAUCUACUGUCGUCUUUGGCGCUGGCCUGACCUGCAGUCUCAUCAUGAGCUCAGAGCCAUUGAACUCUGUGAGUUUGCCUUUCACAUGAAAAAGGACGAGGUCUGCGUCAAUCCCUACCAUUACCAGCGAGUCGAGACACCAGUUCUUCCUCCAGUGCUGGUGCCUCGUCACACUGAAAUCCCCAGUGAGUUUCCUCCUCUGGAUGACUACAGUCACUCCAUCCCAGAAAACACAAUUUUCCCUGCCGGCAUUGAACCCCAGAGCAACUACAUACCAGAGACGCCCCCUCCAGGCUACAUCAGUGAGGAUGGAGAGACCAGUGAUCAUCAGAUGAACCGCAGUAUGGACACAGGCUCUCCAAAUCUGUCACCGAACCCUGUUUCUCCUGCCCACAACAAUUUAGAUCUACAGCCGGUGACAUACUGUGAACCAGCGUUCUGGUGCUCUAUUUCCUACUAUGAGCUGAACCAGAGAGUCGGUGAAACUUUCCAUGCCUCUCAGCCCUCUUUAACAGUAGAUGGCUUCACAGACCCAUCCAACUCUGAGCGCUUCUGCCUGGGCCUGCUGUCCAACGUGAAUCGCAACGCUGCUGUGGAGCUCACACGCAGACACAUUGGCCGGGGUGUGCGUUUGUACUACAUUGGAGGUGAGGUGUUUGCAGAGUGUCUAAGUGACAGUGCCAUUUUUGUUCAGAGUCCCAACUGUAACCAACGUUACGGCUGGCACCCCGCCACUGUUUGCAAGAUCCCACCUGGCUGUAAUCUGAAGAUCUUUAAUAACCAGGAGUUUGCAGCUCUUUUAGCCCAGUCUGUGAAUCAGGGCUUUGAGGCCGUGUACCAGCUCACCCGCAUGUGCACCAUUCGCAUGAGCUUCGUGAAGGGCUGGGGAGCCGAGUACAGGCGGCAGACAGUGACUAGCACCCCCUGCUGGAUAGAACUGCACCUGAACGGUCCUCUUCAGUGGCUGGACAAAGUGCUCACUCAGAUGGGCUCCCCCUCCAUUCGCUGCUCCAGUGUGUCAUAGGAAAAAUGCUCCCUACACAUAUACAUCAUAUACAAACAACAAGAUCUGGAAAAAAUCAAGUUAUUUCAGGAGUGUAAGGCUGAAGACCUUCAUACCCACCAACCAAUUGGGUUCCACAGACUCACACACGUAGCACACGUGUUUGUCUCAUGUUGGAGGAGUGUAUUACAGUAUAUGUAUAUAUAUUUUUUUUUAUGUUGUUGUUAUACCAUUAUUGAUAUAAAAUAUUGCCAUUUAUGUUAUAUGUUGUUAUAUAGCAUGUAUAUGUAAGAUCUCUCCUCUGUCCUGUCUUUUAUGAUGCUGUGUUAGGUACAUGUUUACCAUAACGGGUAUAUGAAAGGCUUGAUUAUUUUUUUUAGACAUGAAAAAAAGUGCUUUUUUGAAAAGUGAAAGUUUUUCAAAUAUCAAUUAAACUGUAUUUUUGUUCUUUUUUGGUUUUGUCAUAAUAAUGAAAACUUGGUCCAUAAUGUUUUGUAGUACAUAUCAAGAGCUCUUAAACUUCCUCCUAAAAUCUGACACUUUUUUUUUUUUAUAGCAACAUUGAAAACCCAAGUUAAUAUUUUUUCAUUUCGAGUCUCCCCACAACAUUGAAUUUCCAUAUCCUGUUUUGCCCUAGGCAGUGAAAUGUUCUUUAUAGAACAAAAAAAUACACGUACAUUAGCAAUUCACCUUUUUAAAAUUCACUACACAGAAUACUAUGUAACAAACUUCAGAUACGCACAUAACAGUUUAUGUAACCCUUGUGAAAGUGUUAUCUAUGCUUCACAAUAUCUCUGUUAUGUUACGUUGAAAUGUUAGGGUCUCAUUGAACAGAUGCUGAGAGCCUGAUACUCUUCCUACAGCAGUUUUCCAGUUGUAGUGUUUUUUUUCCAUCUCUCAUCAAGCUAAGCAUGUAUGUGGACAUUAUUUGAGGAUGUUAUAACUGUGCCAGCAGUCCUCAGUGA
Messenger RNA from Sinocyclocheilus anshuiensis, 2458 nucleotides. RefSeq names its product SMAD family member 3a (gene smad3a). Bases 237 to 1514 code for a protein of 425 amino acids. Gene Ontology annotation, biological process: activin receptor signaling pathway; positive regulation of transcription by RNA polymerase II; anatomical structure morphogenesis. Gene Ontology annotation, cellular component: heteromeric SMAD protein complex. Gene Ontology annotation, molecular function: RNA polymerase II cis-regulatory region sequence-specific DNA binding; I-SMAD binding; DNA-binding transcription factor activity, RNA polymerase II-specific. The record is from RefSeq and is a predicted model, not a curated record. NCBI's taxonomy places the organism in Eukaryota, Metazoa, Chordata, Actinopteri, Cypriniformes, Cyprinidae. The transcript is spliced from 9 exons.